This is a messenger RNA of Saprolegnia diclina VS20, 2104 nucleotides long. RefSeq lists its product as hypothetical. The transcript is spliced from 2 exons. The record is from RefSeq and is a predicted model, not a curated record. Lineage: Eukaryota; Oomycota; Saprolegniomycetes; Saprolegniales; Saprolegniaceae. The coding region runs from base 1 to 2040 and encodes 679 amino acids.
AUGGCAUCCCUCGAUGUGAUGAGCUCGCCGUCUCUGGCGCAAACAAUCUUCAGCUUCCAGCGCGGCAAGUCGCUUCGCAUUCUCAUUGGCGCUUUCCUGCAAAGCUGCGAGAAGCUCGAGAAGCGGGGCUUUGAAUACAAGCGGCUCGGCUGCACCGACGUCCUGCACCAGUUCAACGGCAACCUCCGCAUCGUCGAGUACAUGCUCGCGUACAAGCAUCCGACGGUGUCGCCGGCGGCCAUCGACUGCGCCUUCAUCAGCGGCCACAUCGACAUUGUUUGCGCGCUUCUGGCGGCCCGCAACACCGUGCGCCAGCUUUGCCGACCAAGCGACGCGACUAAGCCGAACGACACGCUCGUCGCGCAGGUGCUGCGCCACAACAGCGAGCUGCUGCUCGAGCUCUUCGCCGCGUACACGGACGUGCAGUGGGACGGCGAAGCGCUGCGGGUCGCGCUCUCGUCUGAAAAAGUUACCUGCGUCGAGUACACUCACGGCAGUCGACACGCAGAAGGUCUCCCCUGCUUUGAUUUUGUGUACGCCCAGUGCCGCGACCGACCGGGCGCACUCGACACACUCCUCGACGACGCUGCUCGCCUCUCGCCGCUCUACAUCGUCCAGCGCUUGCACGAGGACGGAUUAGCGUGCACGAGCUUCGCCAUGGACGCCGCAGCGCGUCGCGGCCACUUGGACAUGGUUCGUUUUUUGCAUUUGCACCGCACCGAGGGGUGCACCGUCGCUGCAAUGGACACUGCCGCCGCGCGUGGCGACCUUGCAAUCGUGCGCUUCUUGCACGAGCAUCGCACAGAGGGCUGCUCGACCAAGGCGCUCGGAGGCGCCGUCGCCAACGACCACAAAGACAUCGUGUGCUUCCUCCUCGAUAACCGUGGUGAAGCGUGCUCGCCCCGGGCACUCGACAUUGCAUUGACCAACUGUCGCUUCGAGAUGGCCGAGUACCUUCUCCAGCGCUGUCCGCACCUGACGUACGCGGACCACGGCUGGCACAUGACACUGCUGCAUGGCCCCCUCGACCUCAUCAUUGCGCUGGCCAUACGCCAACCCUUGCGCCCGGCACCGUACACGCUAAACAAGCUUUUUGCCGCCCAACGACCGGAAGUGGUAGCUGUUCUUGUCAACCACGGUCUCAUCACGUGGACGUUUGACGAGGUCUAUGCCGCAGUCGCUGAUGAACCCGGGACACUGGAGCUUGUGGCCACCUACCCGCGCACUCGCGAUCUCGUUGUCGCGGCAGCGCUGGCAAAAGGGCUCCUCCCGUUGGCCCAAGAGCUUCUGGCGCUGGGCUUUCCUCUGUGCGUGUCCCUCGACACACCCAUGAUGGCGUGCCUUGGGUCGGACGCGGGGCUGCCGACGAUGGAACUUCUCGUUGCGCACGGUGUGCCGCUGCAGGCGUCGUGGCUGGACCGGGCCGCUGGCGAAAACCUGGCGCUUGUUGAGUACACCCAUACGCACAGCAACGGCGCAUGCUCGGUGAUGGCACUCGACUCAGCGGUAGCGAGAGGCCUUGACGACGUCGCCCGCUUCUUGAUGGCCCAUCGCACUGAGGGGUGCUCGAUGAGCGCGGUUCGGAGCUGCAUCACUCGCGACGACGACGUGCUGCUUUACGAGCUCUGCGCGACGUACCCGAACGUGUGCGACGAGAGGGCGCUCAUGGCGGCCAUCACCGAGACGCCGCAGCAGAAGCUUCAAGCCAAAUACGUGCGCUGGUGGUGCCAACGACGAGGCCAAAGCGACCGCGACGCGUUCGUUGCUGCGCUCGACUUGGGUCUAAACAGCUGGGCCUUUCAGAGCCUCUUGGCGUCGUGCUUGUCGUCAAACGACCCCCGUGACAACCUCGUCUUCCUAAGCAGCAUUACGGAUGCAGUGCUCCAGCGUGGGUUGGGGCCCCGUAGCUGGCACUUGCGACGCGCGCUCGAAGCGCAGGCCUUGUCGAGUACCGUACGCACCGACGCAGCGGCUAAGGCAUUGUUCGAAGCGAACGAGCUAACGGCGUGGGCCCACUACGUGCUUGACGCAACGUGUUAGUCAGUCGUAGUUUCUUUAUGGUUUUCUAGCUGAUAUUUGAAUUUCAGUUGAUUUUUGCCCGCGG